AUGAAUAGCAUGAAGGCAAAUACCCUGGUGCAUUUAUACAAGCAGCUGAAAACUAUCUGGAGUCCACCAGCAGUGCCAGUGCGACUCUGCAGUCUGGCCGCCUGCACUCAUAAAAACAGGAAUGAUGCAUUGCAUCCACUUUGGCAGAGUCCACUUACAAUUCCUGGAGGCACCCGACAGUCUCCUAUCAAUAUCCAGUGGAGAGACAGUGUUUACGACCCCUUUCUGAAGCCUCUGAAAAUCAGCUACGACCCAACAACAUGUCUUCACAUCUGGAACAAUGGAUAUUCAUUCCUGGUAGAGUUUGAUGAUUCUACUGAUAGAUCAAUAAUUGUUGGAGGUCCCUUGGAAAACCAAUACAGGCUAAAGCAGUUCCACUUCCAUUGGGGAGCUAUAAACGAGUGGGGUUCAGAGCACACAGUUGACAGUAAAUUUUACCCAGCAGAGUUACAUUUAGUACACUGGAAUGCCGUUGUGUACCCAACUUUUGAAGAAGCUGUAAUGGAAGGUAACGGCUUGGCUGUUAUUGGAGUGUUUUUAAAGCUAGGAGCACAUCAUGAAGGGCUGCAGACACUGGUUGAUGCCUUGCCAGCAGUUAAACACAAGGACACUGUUAUCGAGUUUGAUGUCUUUGAUCCCUCCUGUUUGAUACCUUCAUGCCCUGAUUAUUGGACCUACGCGGGCUCUUUGACUACUCCCCCACUUACCGAAUCAGUCACAUGGAUUAUUAAGAAGAAGCCAAUAGAGGUUGAUGAGAAUCAGCUGGAGGCAUUUCGGAUGCUGCUCUUUACUUCAGAUGGUGAAGAAGAAAAGAGAAUGGUAGACAACUUUCGCCCUCUUCAGCCAUUAAUGAAUCGAACCGUCCGUUCAUCCUUCCAAAGCGGGCAUCUCUUGAAUACUGAAGUACAGCCCAAGGACCAUGCUGAGCAGAUCAGGCCAUAGAUGGCCCAUGAAAUGUCAGUCCAGACUGCAAUACCUGGAUAUA
Aptenodytes forsteri (emperor penguin) is the source of this 985-nucleotide messenger RNA. It is a transcript of the gene CA5A, whose product is annotated as carbonic anhydrase 5A. The coding region runs from base 1 to 942 and encodes 313 amino acids. Gene Ontology annotation, cellular component: mitochondrion; cytoplasm. Gene Ontology annotation, molecular function: zinc ion binding; carbonate dehydratase activity. The transcript is spliced from 7 exons. The record is from RefSeq and is a predicted model, not a curated record. NCBI's taxonomy places the organism in Eukaryota, Metazoa, Chordata, Aves, Sphenisciformes, Spheniscidae.